UCGAACUCGUUCCAGGGAAUGAUAUAAUGGUUGAUUUGUCCCGGAAUAGAAACCCGGACAUUCUUCAGUGGGGAUUUUCCGAAAUGGGCGGGUGCUACGGGCCAGGGGCGGCCGUGCCCGGGGUACCGGGGGGGCAGGGGGGGCCUACCGUGGUAGCCGCCAUGUUAGGGGGCUCUCCGCCCGGCCGCAACACCGCCCGCCCCCCGUGGCCCCCCAUUGAGCUGCCCCACCCUCCCCCAGCCCAUCAGGCCACCGAUGGUUUUGGCCGUUACGGGGUGUAUUCGCUGUUCCCGGGGGAUGUGUACGCCGCCCCCCGGUACCCCGCCCCCGCCGCCGCCGCACCUGGGCCCGCCCCCGCCCAGUACCACGGCCUGCUACCGCCCCCGCACAAAGAAUGCGUGUUCUCCGCCUACACCGCGGGCCCAGGCUCCCCCUACUCCGCCCCUGUGGUGGAGCGCGGCAUAAGCCAACUCCAGGAGCUGAUGGCCAAAGGGAUGGAAAAGAAGAGGCUCCUGGAGCCUGCCCCGGCGCCCGAGAGGCGACCCAAGCGGCGCUCCUGGGAGACCGCCCCGGAGGUGAAACAGGAGGGCGGCAGUCGCUCCAGCUGUGCCUGCAGGGCCAAGACACCUACCGUGUCUCCAGGGUGUUCCCGAACAACGCCGGUCAGCCUGAAGGCGGCGCCACCUCCUCAAGUCAAGAGGGAACCGCCACCUACUCCUUGUCAGGUCGCGGAGGUCACCACCUCCGCCGUCAAGGUCAAACAGGAAAUCCCCGAUCCGUCCCCUGUCAAUACUCCUGCUAUCCCGGUGGGAGCGGUGCAAGGAGGGAUCCCCGUGGGGAUAGCCGUGGCUCGGCAGAGGUCCCAAGAGAUCAGGGUGAAGGAGGAUCCCGUCAUGCCGCCUCUAGCAUUGUUGGCGUGCGACCGGUCGACCAAUGAGAGCCACGCGUCGCUGUGGGCCACGCCCCCCACCCUCCCACUGGCCCCGCCCCCUCACUACUGGCCCGCAGCUCCGAUAGAGCAAAACCUACCACUUCAACCUCCCGUGGGAUACCAACUCGCCAGAGAUCCCGUGUCUGGACAGCUCCUACUUAUUUCAACUCCUACUGGAGCUAAUAUAGCGGAUUCUCUGCAACGCACCAUCGUCUGGCCAAACAGCCCUGCCAGUUUUCCUGCUCCUCCGUUGCUGUUGCCACAAGCUUCCCCGAUGACUGGGCACUUGCUGUUGGACAGGCUGGUCACUCUGGCCACUCCCACACCUCCGCCACCCCCGCUCGACAAGCGGAGACCUGCCCAUGGUCUACUCAAACUGGAGGAUCCUUCCAUCACAGGUGUGAUGCCCUGCGCGAAGUCUAGUGUGGUGAUCCAGCAACUGUCCACCCACUCUGGAUCUGCACCACUACUCAACCCGCAGUUCUCGGCCAUCAGCUCCGGUUCUGUAUUGAUCCAGCACAUUUCCGGGUCGAACUCCGUCCAACCAGCCAUCAUCCCGCAGCAGAACACCGGCUCGGUGCUGAUAAGUGCACAGCAGCUGACGACAGAGGCGCAAUCGCUGAUAAAUGGCCAACCACUGGCCAACAGCCCCUCUGUAGUGAUCAGUCAUCACUCGCAGCAGGACUCGGCUGCUGUCAUCAGCCCUGCAGUGAUUGGUCAGUUGUCAUCAGCAGCGGAACUACUUCAGCAGCCUCUUCCACUCGUCAUCGGAGAUCCGUUCGUACCGCGGCCUGAACAGAUACACCUCCAAAUCAAGGAAUCACCAAAGGAAGAAAUACAAGAGAUUCCGGAACCCAUUGAACCUCAAGUGGAGGAGAAAAUUGAACCCCUAAAUUGCUGCCGAUCACAGGCGACGUCCCCAGUGCCAUGUCUCAGCCCUGUUGUGGGGGGUGACUGUCCCAGCCAAUCACAGUCUGAAGAUGAGGCCCCGCCUCCCGCCGUGCAGCAGGCAGAUGCCAGCAACCAGACGGACAGCCUGCCUCCUAGUAGUGAUGAGGAGACAGGAGAGCCCGAGGAGGCAGAGAAAACAGAGACAGUGGAUCUCAGUGGGCUGGAGUUGUUGAGUGCCGCCAGUAUCGAGAGGUCUCACAGUGCACCCCUAAUUGAGCCUCCGAAGAUCAAAACAGAAUUGGAAGAAGAGACAGAGGAACAGGCUCCAAUAGCAACGGUACUAGAAACACCAGUGACUGACGUGGUGAUCAAGGAAGAGCUGAUGUCGAUGGAAGAAGAGAAAUCAGAAGAGUCUCACACCGUCACGGAAAAUGUCGAGCCACAGAUUGUAAUGAAACCAUUGGAAGAAAGUAACACUGAAGAGCCGCAAGUAGUGAAGACGACUGAGGCGACUGAGAGGACAGAGCCUAGUAUCAUGGGAGGACUAGGUUUACUGUGUGAUGUGGCUCAUCGAUUCAUCGAAGAAGAAGCAGCCGCCUCGAGACCCCAUUCACCCGUUGAUGAUCAUGAUAAUAAGUCUACAGGGUGGGCGGAGACAGAUGAGUUGGAUGACUACAAGUCACCAGAUCGAGAAAGUGGGACGGGGUGUCAUCGCAGGGUGGCAACAAUCUAUCGCCCACAGAGCCCAUGUGAUCCGGCUGAAUUAGAUAUGCGAGAGAGGUUGGCUGAAUUACAGCGGCUCUACAGGGAGAAACAGCGGGAGCUUAGUCGGCUUACACCACGGAAAAGUAUCUCUAGUGACACCAGCAGUAGCAGUUCCGAUCAGUGUGUCACAGGUGGGGCCAAACGGGGACCUGGCAGGCCGAGGAAGGAGAAGAAGUCAGAGGUUCCGAGGGUCGAGACGGAAGUACAACGCGGGAUCAAGCGACCUCGCUCUCCUUCUCCCCUUUCACCUGAAUUGCCCCCACCAGUGCUACAACCCUGGGGGGCAGCCGACAGUGGUAAAGGAGCCCCUCACAGUGAAGGACUGCCCCCUCCCACACUCACACCACACAAGGCAGGAGCUGCUGUCAAUAAACCUCCAGAGACAGAGCAGCAACAGGUGGAGUGGGGUCUGAUGUCACCAGGCAAGUCGCCCCCACCACUCUCUCCUGCCCAGUCGCCCAGCUCCGCCAGUCAAAAACGCAAGGUGGGGCGUCCGAAGAAGCGGGUAGACCACGGAUCCAUGACCAUCGUGGCCAAAAAACCCCGCUCUAAAAGCAGUCUUGUUGGACUUUUACUGGCCAAGAAACCCCUGCCAGAGACACAGCAGACGAACAAGAUAAAACCCAAACUUAAGGCAGAAGUAAAGGUGAAAUCUUGGUGCGAAGAUGAGGAGAUGGAGUGGACAUCGCAGCCACCACGGCGCCAUUCUGUGCCCUCCCCUUCUCUUCCUUCCAUUCCCUCCUCCACAUCUCCUGCCAGACCCACAAAGAGUAAGAGCCUUCCCACGCCCACACCCCCACCUCCCCCCUUAGCCCAUUCCACUCCUAAGUCGAGCAAGAAACCUAUCAUGGUACUGGCCAAAAAGCGACGAACCAAUAGCAUGGAGCAGACACCACAAAAAGCAUCCCCUCAGCCACUGCAUGUGCGAGGGGUUGGCAGUUGUCAGCUGACCAGUGAUCAUUUGUUACCUGCUGCGUUACCAUGCAGAGUCCUGGUCAGUAUGGGUGGAUUAUUCUACGCAGGCCAGUUGUCAGCCGUGCGACCUCCUGACCUCUAUGGAGUUACUCUCGAUGGAGAAAGAGGCCACCGCCCACAUAUACACUCUAGAGAGGAAAUCCUCAGAGACUCGUUUCUCGAGGUAUGUACCAAGACAGUGCCACCAGCUGGUACCAGGGUCUGUGCCUACUGGUCACAGCAGUACCGGUGUCUGUACCCGGGUACAGUCCCUAUGCCAGCCACUGAUGACAAUGACAAUAGAUUUGUUUGUGUUGAAUUUGAUGAUGGAGACAGUGGUCGAAUAAAUAUAGACGACAUCCGACUCCUCCCUCAGGACUAUCCUGUUGUUGUAUAUGACCCCAACCCUUUACAAUCAUUAGGGAAGCGCAGGAGGCGCAACUCAGGAGCAAGCUGUGAUAGUCAGACAAAGGACAAACCCAUACAGCCUUUGGAAACAAUUGUGGAACCAGAAGUUGAAGCAGAUCCGGAACCAGAACCCGAUCAAGAGCCUGAACCAGAACCGGCAGUACCGAUCCAAGACGCACAGCCAAUGUCUGAAGCUCCAACACCAAUAUCUGUGUCUCUACAAAUUGAGCCAGUGACUGAUGUAGAUCCUGCAGUUCUCAGUGCCGAGGCAGCAGAGAGAGAACGAAGGAGACAGAAGAAGAAACGUAAGGAAAAACUACGACGUAUGGAUAAUGAGAAAAAGCACAGGCACAAACAUAGGGACUGCCUGAAGUCCCAUAGACAUAAACACAAGCACCGGCAUCACAGGCAUAAGCACAGGCACUCCAAGAGUACCGCUAUGCUUGUGGAAAACAGCCAUGUGGAGGAGAAAACUCCGUUGACGUUGGUUGUCCACACAAAACCUUCUUCCACAACGUCUGCGGGUCUUCCCAUUCUAUCCACUAUUAAACUGAAGAAGGAUAAAGACAAGAAAAAGAUGCGGUCACGCGAAAGGCAGGGUAGUGUAGAGUCACGAAGCAAGAUGGCUGCCUUUCUUCCUGCACGGCAACUUUGGCGGUGGGCCGGCAAGGGCUACAAGCGACCGGGAGCCAAGGGCCGUGCUCGCAAAGACUUCUACAAGUCCAUCCAGCGAGGAAAUGAGACAAUAUCGGUCGGAGACUGUGCAGUGUUUCUGUCCACGGGUCGACCGGACAGGCCUUACAUCGGCCGAAUAGAAUCUAUGUGGGAGUCAUGGGCCGCCAGCAUGGUAGUGAAAGUCAAGUGGUUUUACCAUCCUGAGGAAACAGUUGGUUGUCCUGAAAAGCUUCCAUACCCUGGAGCACUGUUUGAGUCACCCCACAAUGAUGAGAACGAUGUGCAGACCAUCUCACACAAAUGUGAGGUGUUGCCAUUGGAAACAUACAAGUACCGGUUAAGCCUGGAGCCACACAGGCUGGCCACUAUAUAUGACUAUAAUGACAUAUACUACUUGGCUGGCCACUACGACCCCACGACCACCUCCCUCCGGUUCGAACCCGGUGUCACAGAUCAGUGCAAUACCACCUGUACAUAGAUAUAUCUGUACUUGACAAAAUAGAAAGCGGUCAGUGUUAGGGGAAGUGGACAGAAAACUUGAAAAGUUUCUAUGUCCACUGUGGAAAAUUAGUUUGUGAUCAGUAUUAGUUGUGAUUUCUAUCUGCUGUUUUGAAAACGUAACUGUUAAACAGUGCUCUUUGAAAAGCUAUUGAAUAGGAUUAUGAUUAAUAACAAAAACAAGAUAAAAUCAAAGGUGAGUUAGAGGGCAAAAACACAGGUGAGGGAGAAGGAAACAACAAAUAUAAAAUUAAUAGUGUCUUUAAAUAUAAAUCUAAUAUGUUUUUAUUAUUUUCCUAUUUUGUUGAUUUGAGAUAGUAAUUUUUCUUCUCCAGUUAUUUCUCUUUUUAAAGACACUUAAUUUUUUCUGAAAUUAAGUUCUAUUGGAAUACUUCACUAUUCUAUGUUCUAUUUUCACUUCUAUAUAGAUUAAUGAACUUCAUUUUAAUAUUCGUACUAUUUUAUUGUUUGUUUGUCCUUUAAAAUUGUCUUCUCCUCCAACUCUUAAAUUUUUUCAUACUUUACUAUUCAAGAGAUUGAAUUAUACUGAGGAUUAAAAAUUUAUGUCUAAAUAUAUUAAUUAAAAUCCACUUUGUCGUUUCCUAUCUCCUUGCCCUUUAAUCCACCCUUCAAGUAUAACUUCUAAAUACCAUAAUCUUCCUUCCUCUUCCCCGUUUUCCAGAUCUCGGUCUGGUUAUGCCGGAAAGGGAAUUAUGAUUGAUUUGAUCUCAACCAGCCAAUGUAUAUACUGUAUUGAAAUUAAAAGUACUUUUUAAAAAUUUCAUUAUAGUUUAUACUUUAUAUUUUCAAUACUGUAUUGAAAUUCAUAAAAAAUAAUUUUAAUUUCAAGUAAUAUAAAUAUGUUACCCUCUGAAUUCCUUAGUACUGGCCGCUUUAUAUAUAUUUAUAUACAUAUGUAAAUAGUUUUAAGUCUUCCUCCUUACAUAUAUAGAGUUAUAUAUUUUUAGCUUCUUGUUUUAUUUUCUCUGUCCGAUUUUUAACUUUAUCACCCCUCCCUCCCCCCUUUUCUUGUGAAAAGUUGUGAUGUGGCUGUGAUUUCUUAACUGUUUGUUUUCCCCAACACGGGAAAACAGUGGAUCGAUUUUUUCCACAAGCUUUACACUGGAAAAACAAUUUAUUGAAAAGUGUUAUUUUUUGGAAAGAAAAUAUUUUUAUCUGUAAAAUAAUGUCUCAUUGUGUAGGGAUAAAAGAACGUUAUUUUAAUAACGUGGCGCAAUUUUUCACAAGUGUUUUCUUUAUUCCACCGACAUAUAAUGUAGCAAAGACAAAUAUCCAUCACAAAACUCUUCUAAUAUCACAGCUGUUCUUAUUCCAUAGUAGAUAUCGAAGUACCUGUUCUCAUUGUAGUUGUUCUGUUGUCUGUUCACUCUUGUAUUUUAUGUGAUGUUAUAAAUAUGUUUUCUUGUAUACGAGUUAAGGUGUUUAGUAUUAAGCUGUACUUGCGCUUCUGGAUAGGGAAACUGUAAGACAUUGGAUUAGGAGCGUCACAGUGACUUAAAGAGUGCCUCUUGGUUUUUCUUUCGUUAUUUGAUAUUUUUGUACGCAAGCUGAGUAUUUUUCAUGAUCUGAGUGAGUGAAAGAAGAGAGAGAGAGCGAGAGAGAGAAAGACAGGUUAACUUGUGUGUUUAAUAUAUUGGAAGUUAACAAAUUUCCAGUGUAAGUAAGGUUUAUAAUUUUCAUUAUGAUGUGGAAAAUGGAAUUAAUUCUUUGGUUAUUAUUUAUAUAUUUGAGUGCCAUAUAGUCAGAGAUGAGAGAAUCAAAUUGUUAGUAGGGGAAAGAGGUGAAACCUUAUUUUAAUCUAUAACACGUUAAUUUUUAGUCCUUUUUUUUGUAAUGGAGGUUUUUCACCAAUGUACAAAUAUUAAAAUUUUAAUUUUUUAAUACAAUAGUGAAAAAGUAUUAGAACCUUAGCUGUAUUUCUUACAAUAAUAUUUUUUAGGAGUUCAACACAAAUACUGCUAAGGUUAUAAUAUUAUUUCACUAUUGUAUUACAAAAUAAAAUUUUUUAUAGUUGCACAUUGGUGAAAAACCCUAUUUGUAAAAAUUGAUUGAAAGCCUAUUGAAUAUAAAUAUUAAGGUUUAAAUUUAUGAUUUUUGUUGAUGUUUAAAGUGCAAUAAUGGUGUAUGCUGUGAGUAGGUCGGUUGUUUGUGUAAAGAUACAGUUUUGUGAUAUGCAGGUAAUAUAUUGUACAUCUAUUUUAGUAUAUGUUAUAUUAUAGUGUUUCGGCUUUGUACAUUACAUCUGUUAGCAGCUCAUUCUUUAAUUUAGACAAAGAGAGUACCAUUAAAGAUUUGUAUAUUGUCCAAGAGUUUGUUAAACACAUUGAAAGUAUUUAUUAAUUUAGUAAGUUAUUUAAUUAUAAAAAUAGUCUGAAAUAUAAUUUUGCCAUAAUUGGCUUUUUAUAGAAAGGUUGGGUCUAUUUAACUUUAGAUUUACAUUUUCAUAAAAUUUGUACUAGACUUGAAUUUUUAGUUAAAAAGCAUUUCGUGCAACAGUAGCACCAAAUGCACGCAAAAUCUUGGACAAUUUCUUGUCAAAUCAAAAUAAGUGUAUUUUUUAAAAAGUUUCUGACCAAUAGCAUACUUGUAGUAUAACCUCGAAUAACUUAAGAUUCAAAUUUCUGUUAGGCUAGUCCAUUGUAUACAGAUACUUAUUUUUAACAGUAAAUUGCGCCCAUUCUCCAUUGCUUCUCAGUGUUAGUUUAAUUAGGCUGUCGUCAUGACGACACAGCACAUUUUCUUCUAUAUGGAAAUACGCUUAUAUUAAUAUGUAAAUUAAGUAAAAUGAUUAAGACGGCAAGAUGUUGCUUGCCAAACAGAAGAGGGCGACAAGAAUAUUUUUCCACAUGACGCAUUAUUUAAUCUAAAGUUUGUGAAAAUAAUUGUAGAGUGGAAAAUAUUUUUGUUUCAAAAGAAUUAAAUCAAAAGGUGCUAUUCAA
Molecule: messenger RNA, 8082 nt
Organism: Homalodisca vitripennis (glassy-winged sharpshooter)
Lineage: Eukaryota; Metazoa; Arthropoda; Insecta; Hemiptera; Cicadellidae
Gene: wge
Product: trinucleotide repeat-containing gene 18 protein
Exons: 28
Coding region: 27-5102 (1691 amino acids)
Molecular function (GO): chromatin binding
Source: RefSeq, a predicted model, not a curated record